AGGGCCGGCCUGCGUGCGUUCGUGCGUGAUGACGUAGCGAGCGGCAGAGGCGGGGCCAGCUGUUGGCGCUGUCAAGCCGAGCGCGCGGGGGGCCGCGGAGAACACCGAAGAGGCGCUGGCAGGAACCUGUCUGUUGCUGCAGGACAAAAAUGUUUCACUUAAGGACUUGUGCUAGUAAACUAAGGCCAUUGACUGCCUCACAGACUGUUAAGACAAUUUCUCAAAACAAACCAGCAGCAGCACCAAGGACGUUUCAACAGAUCAGGUGCUACAGUGCACCUGUUGCUGCUGAGCCAUUUUUGAGUGGGACUAGUUCAAAUUAUGUGGAGGAAAUGUACUAUGCUUGGUUGGAAAAUCCAAAAAGUGUACAUAAGUCAUGGGACAUAUUCUUUCGCAAUGCCAAUGCUGGAGCUGCUCCAGGUACUGCUUACCAAAGCCCCCCUCCGUUAAAUACCAGCCUAUCAACCCUGGCACACGCACAGUCACUGGUUCAAGCACAGCCAAAUGUAGAUAAGCUGGUGGAAGACCAUCUUGCAGUUCAAUCACUUAUCAGGGCAUACCAGAUCCGAGGGCAUCAUGUAGCCCAGCUCGACCCCUUGGGCAUCUUGGAUGCUGAUCUGGACUCUUCCAUUCCAGCUGAUAUUAUCAGUUCCGCAGACAAACUGGAUCUUGCUGUGUUCAAGGAGCGGCUGAGAGUGCUAACAGUAGGAGGGUUUUAUGGCCUAGAUGAAUCCGACCUCGACAAAGUCUUUCACUUGCCAACUACGACUUUCAUUGGAGGAAACGAGUCCGCUCUUCCUCUUCGAGAAAUCAUCCGCCGUUUGGAGAUGGCUUACUGUCAGCACAUAGGAGUAGAAUUCAUGUUUAUUAAUGAUCUUGAGCAAUGUCAGUGGAUAAGGCAGAAAUUUGAAACUCCUGGUGUCAUGCAAUUCUCCAGUGAGGAGAAGCGCACCCUGCUGGCCAGACUAGUGCGUUCAACCAGGUUUGAGGAGUUCCUGCACAGAAAGUGGUCUUCUGAGAAACGGUUUGGUUUGGAAGGCUGUGAGGUUCUGAUCCCUGCGCUAAAGACAAUAAUUGACAAAUCGAGUGAGAAAGGAGUGGAUUAUGUUAUCAUGGGAAUGCCUCACAGAGGGCGUCUGAAUGUCCUUGCCAAUGUUAUCAGAAAGGAGUUGGAGCAAAUUUUCUGCCAGUUUGAUUCUAAACUAGAAGCUGCAGAUGAAGGCUCAGGGGAUGUAAAGUACCACUUAGGAAUGUAUCACCGAAGGAUUAACCGUGUCACUGACAGAACCAUCACUCUUUCACUGGUUGCAAAUCCUUCUCAUUUGGAAGCUGCUGAUCCUGUUGUUCAGGGCAAAACAAAGGCAGAACAAUUUUACUGUGGGGACACUGAAGGGAAGAAAGUGAUGUCAAUCCUUUUGCAUGGAGAUGCUGCUUUUGCUGGUCAGGGAAUCGUUUACGAGACUUUCCAUUUGAGUGACCUGCCUUCCUAUACAACAUAUGGGACAGUUCACGUGGUGGUGAACAAUCAGAUUGGAUUCACGACCGAUCCUCGUAUGGCCCGUUCUUCCCCAUACCCAACAGAUGUGGCUCGUGUGGUUAACGCACCCAUUUUCCAUGUCAAUGCUGAUGAUCCAGAGGCUGUGGUGUAUGUGUGCAAUGUGGCAGCUGAAUGGAGAAGUACUUUCCACAAAGAUGUAGUUGUGGAUCUGGUGUGCUACAGACGAAAUGGGCACAAUGAGAUGGACGAGCCAAUGUUCACCCAGCCAUUGAUGUACAAGCAGAUCCGAAAACAGAAGGCUGUGCUACAGAAGUAUGCUGAGAUCCUGAUUUCACAAGGAGUAGUAAAUCAACCAGAAUACGAGGAGGAAAUUUCCAAGUAUGACAAAAUCUGUGAAGAGGCUCAUGCAAGGUCCAAGGAUGAAAAAAUCCUUCAUAUCAAGCAUUGGUUAGACUCUCCGUGGCCUGGUUUCUUCACCCUGGAUGGCCAACCUCGGAGCAUGACUUGUCCUUCCACGGGCUUGACUGAAGAAGAUUUGGGCCAUAUAGGAAAAGUGGCCAGCUCAGUUCCUGUUGAAAAUUUUACCAUUCAUGGGGGUUUAAGCAGGAUUCUAAAAACACGAGGAGAGAUGGUUGCCAAUAGGACUGUAGACUGGGCCUUAGCAGAGUAUAUGGCAUUUGGCUCUCUUCUUAAAGAAGGAAUCCAUAUUCGCCUGAGUGGACAAGAUGUUGAAAGAGGAACAUUCAGCCAUCGGCACCAUAUCUUGCACGAUCAGAAUGUUGACAAGAGAACCUGUAUUCCCAUGAAUCAUCUGUGGCCAAAUCAAGCUCCUUAUACCGUCUGCAAUAGUUCUCUCUCAGAAUAUGGAGUCCUUGGAUUUGAGCUCGGCUUUGCUAUGGCUAGUCCCAAUGCUUUGGUGGUUUGGGAAGCUCAGUUUGGCGACUUCCACAAUACAGCUCAAUGUAUAAUCGACCAGUUCAUCUGCUCUGGGCAGGCCAAGUGGGUGAGGCAGAAUGGCAUUGUACUUCUUCUUCCCCAUGGCAUGGAGGGCAUGGGCCCUGAGCAUUCUUCUGCUCGACCAGAACGAUUCUUACAAAUGUGCAACGACGAUCCAGAUGUCUUCCCGAAACUAGACGACUUUGACGUGCGCCAGCUGUACGACUGCAAUUGGAUCGUCGUAAACUGCUCCACCCCAGCCAACUUUUUCCACGUUAUGCGGAGACAGAUACUUCUCCCCUUCCGGAAACCACUGAUAGUCUUCACUCCAAAGUCCUUGUUGCGUCACCCUGAAGCUCGGUCCAGCUUUGAUGAAAUGCUGGCAGGCACCCAUUUCCAGCGUAUCAUCCCAGACACUAGUCUGGCAGCUCAGAAUCCAGAACAGGUUAAACGAGUUCUCUUCUGCACUGGUAAAGUUUAUUAUGAACUUAUUCGAGAGCGGAAGACGCGGAAUAUGGAAGCAGUUGUGGCCAUCACAAGAGUAGAGCAGCUGUCGCCGUUCCCUUUUGACCUCCUGCUGAAGGAAUUCCACAAAUACCCCAAUGCGGACCUAGUUUGGUGUCAAGAAGAGCACAAAAACCAAGGAUAUUAUGAUUACGUGAAGCCUAGACUCCGCACAACCAUUGACCGUGCAAAGCCAGUGUGGUAUGCUGGCCGAGAACCAGCUGCUGCCCCGGCGACAGGCAACAAAAAGAAUCACUUGACCGAACUGCAACGCUUGCUGGACACCGCCUUCAACCUCGACUCUUUCAAGGGCUUGUCUUAGAGACACCUGGACCUCGUUCUGUCCCAGCAUCCUGUGUUUGUGGUGUUUCUAUCUAUCACUUCCUUUCUGUGUCCUUAACUACUAGACCUUGUAAACUAACUUAAGGAGCCUGUUAUUAACCUCUUCCUGCUGUUAAAAGAAGUGCCCCAUCAACAAUCCCUGUCUGGGUAUUUGUGUUAAGGUUUCUGAGUGUUGCUACAGCUCAGAUCUUCUGGAGCAGUGUGGGUUCACUCCUGCACAAACCCCUGGGGCUUACCUUGCCCCACUGCUCCGGGAGGAGAGCUUUGAAGGGGUUAAUAUUGGCCUUUUGUGGUGGAAGGUAUGGUGGCUUCUAGUUAAUGCCUAAUUCUUGACUGCAAUCCCAAAAUUAAUCUGGAGCUGGCACUGCUUUGCGACAAAUUAUGAUUUUCAUCCCCCAUUGUACUCAAGGUGUGUGUGAUCUGGUAUAGCCCUUGCUUUCGGUGACAGUAUCUCCAUUCAGUUAUAUCCCACAUUUCUGACACUGAAAAUCCUGGGCACACACUGUUUUACUGCUGUUAUUUAACAAUUAGCAUUGUCUUCCACUAGACUACUUCUUUGAGGAUAUUUUAUGGAAAUCUUGUUUCUUUUCAUGAAGGAAGCAGAACAAUCUGCAAGGCACAGACUCAGAUGCUUGUUUUAACCAAAUUGUAACUCUCACUAAUUCAAAUCACAUCCUGGAGGAGGACCUGUUUGAAUAUUGGCAUCUAACACACUUUUUUUUUAUAUGCCCCACCAUGGCCAUAACUAUAAGGGUCUUCAGCAUCGCCCAGCUUUUCGCUCUGACUCUGUAUCUAGAAAAGAGCACACCUAAAAGUUCUGAAAAUUCAUUGAGUUCUCACGUCCCUGCUAAGAAACUGUAUAGAUGCUUAGCUCUCUCUUUGCUUUGUAAUUCUAUACACCAGUAAAAGUUGCUUAAUUAGAGAUUCUGUUCUAUCUCUUGAGCAGAAAUCUCCCCCCCCCCUCUAUAUUCAGAACAUCCAUUUACCCGCAGAUUUUAGGCAAAAGUGUGUAACCUUGAUUUUACACUCAUUUAAUCUAGAAGAUAUAAUUCUUUCACAGCAUUUACCUAGGAGCAUAACUAUAUUUUAAGGAGUACUUGUGUAUGUGGGAGUGACAGAUUUUAAAAAGUCUGAAAGUCCACUUUUGGCCUGUGUAAUACUUUAAUUUGAAGAGUAAGUUUUCAGCCAUGUUUCUAUCAUGCACAUGGUUUUCUGUGCAUAUGGAUACAUAGAUGAAUACACACACAUACACACACGUUAUUUGCUGAAAUACUUAUACUUAAGAUACUUUACGUAUUACGGGCAUAAACUGUAAGCAGAGGUUAGAUUGUGUGCCCUUCUGAUUGGGGAAACAACUCAUAUGGUCUUUUUACUGUACACUUCAUGCCACUGGGCAUUGCCACGUCAUUUCUGAUGGGCGAAAUCAAUUACAGUUGACGGCUUAAAUCAAAAAAGUUGGGAAGUAGUUCCCAACAUCCAUUCUGUGAAUGUCCUCAAUUUGAUUGGUUCCUGUCUUGUGUCUUUUUGGAGGUUUCCCAGGCGCUGAGUUUCCUUGGCUUUUCAGCACAUCUUUUUCUAUCUAAAACAAGAUUCUUAAGGUAGUGGCAUUCUAAAAGCACUGAAGAGAUUCCACCUAAACGUGAAAAUUUCUACUUCGUAAUUGAAGCACACAAUGGAAAAUUUAGAUUGGCUUUUCUUGUGUCAGUGUUCCCUCUCAUCCACCUGAAGUCCAGAGCUCAAGAACCAUCACUGGGCAAUGCAAGCUCACAUGUCCUUUGUGGCAGGGACAGCUGCUGCUGUUAAGCUCCUUUUACCCAUUCAAGAACUGGUAGUGGCUUCCAGGUAACUGCUGUUGCCUGUCACUGCUUUGACCCAGGACAACAGCAGAAGACGUUCUUAGCCAAAGGUGCUCAAGAUAGAUGCUCUCCUGCAUUCAGUGGGCUUGACUUUUUGCUUUUGCUUUCUUCAUUCUGUGUUCUGCUUUGAUCUGAGCUUCUAAAUGGCACGCUCUAUGCCACAUCAGAGGUCCAUACCUCCAAAAAGACACACAUACACCAAGACUGUGCAUGUCUUGAAAAUCAUUUGCAAGAAAUGCUUCAGAACUUGCACAAGGACAGUGACUUGCUGCUGUUCAUUAAGCCUUCAUGUCUUUUUCAAGCGUCCACAUACAAGCUUGAGACAAAGAUGUGACUUCUUUAAGAGGAGUAUUAUCCUCAGUGAGUUGGAUGCCUGUUUUUUAAGCUUUCAUAAGACCUCUGGAAAAAAAAAAGAUAGGUGAGUUUAAGGAACCCCAGAGAAGAGCUGUGUUCUUGCCGGUUCCAGAGCACAUCCGAAUCAUUUUCAGACCAUGCACAGCCCUAAGAAACUUCCUGGUUGCUGCCUUCAGUGCUAUAUGUUCAAUAAGGGUUCCAUCUGGCUAAAUUCUGGGCAUGGCCCAAAAAGUCAUGCCACUCCUUGUGUGGGCUGUCAGCCACACAGAGAGAGUGAGCUACCCAAUGAAUAAAGUCUUUAUGCAUCUGUGUUGCUUUGCUAGCGCAAACAGCACAUUCCAAGCAAUUCCUACAUUGAGACACCUAGACUUUCAAGGCUGUGGUUGUAUGGUUUCUGCAAGCGAUGGUGCAGUGUGUGCUCUUUUGGCUCUGCAAAAGGAGAAAGGAAAUAAAAAUGCCGGUGUGGCUAGCCUUUGCCAAAACUUAGACUGGUGAGGGAGGAGGUUUGCCUGUUCUGGGCCAGCUCCGUUCUGGAUCUCCCUGUCACCUCCCAGCCUGAUUUAUUUAUUUUGGUUUUAAAAUAAAAUCAAACUGAGAUGUGUCUGGCUUAUAAAUAAAGCCUGAUCUUCUGGCUUAAAGUGUG
Messenger RNA from Crotalus tigris (Tiger rattlesnake), 6133 nucleotides. It is a transcript of the gene OGDH, whose product is annotated as oxoglutarate dehydrogenase. Gene Ontology annotation, cellular component: oxoglutarate dehydrogenase complex; mitochondrion. The record is from RefSeq and is a predicted model, not a curated record. Lineage: Eukaryota; Metazoa; Chordata; Lepidosauria; Squamata; Viperidae. Gene Ontology annotation, biological process: tricarboxylic acid cycle. Gene Ontology annotation, molecular function: oxoglutarate dehydrogenase (succinyl-transferring) activity; thiamine pyrophosphate binding. Bases 150 to 3260 code for a protein of 1036 amino acids. The transcript is spliced from 24 exons.